GAGAUCAUCUGGAAAAGGAAGGGGGAAAAAGUGAAACAAAAAAAAAAAAGAAAUAAAAAAAAAUUAGAAAAACAGUCUGCUUCUAAUUACAUCUCAAACUGGUGACUUAACUUUUCAUUUUGGCAGGUUUUCCCGCUCCAGCUCCUGCCCAGGACUGUGUCUGGAAGUCAGGACUAAUCAAAGGCACUUGCAUGGAGAGCUCUGUUGGCCUCUGAAGGGACUGAGUCAGUUCGGGGCAGCCUGCUGCUCUUUCUCUGCUUCUCCUUUUCCCUCUCACUCUCUCUUCCUGUCCUGUCUGUUUAAGGAGAGAACGAUUGGGACAUUCCUUCAAGCUACUUUACUUCAGGUUUCUGCGGGAUUUAAACAUGCACACUGACAUUUUGGUACAGUGCAUGUUAGUGCCGUUGUUUCUGAUCCUGCUCUCCGCCGUUGAGGACACUUUGUUACAGUCGGUGAGCCAGGUGGGUGGCGUGUGCAGGCUGUCCACGGAGUCGUCCCAGCGCCGCUGCCGGACGCCCGAUGGCAAGAUCUGCAGCGGGAAGGGAAAGUGUGACUGCGGCGUCUGCGUCUGCGAGGCCACGGAGCCGGGGAAGUUCUACGGUCCACGCUGCGAGUGCCACGACUGGGUCUGUGCCACAUAUAGUGGGAAAAUCUGUAACGACCGAGGCUACUGUGACUGCGGGACGUGUGAGUGUGAUGACGGCUGGUUCGGAGACGCCUGCCAGUUCCAGGAGGACUGUAACCUGUCCAAAAAGAAGAGCAAAGAGCUCUGCAAAAACCAACAAGGGGUGGUGUGCUCAAACAGAGGAACCUGCCAGUGCGGGAGCUGCAUGUGCGACAAUAAGGACAACAGGGAUUUGGUGACGGGGCGUUUCUGUGAGUGUGAUGACAACGAGUGCCUGGAUGAGGACACUGGAGAGAUCUGCGGAGGCCAUGGCCAGUGUUACUGUGGAAACUGUUACUGUGCUGCCGGUUGGCAUGGAGACAAAUGUGAGUUCCAGUGUGACAUCAGCCCAUGGGAAAGCAAGAGGAGGUGCACAUCUCCAGAUGGCAAAAUCUGCAGCAACAGAGGGACCUGUGUGUGUGGGGAGUGCAACUGUUAUGAUGUAGAUCCCUCCGGCGACUGGGGAGACAUUCAUGGAGACACAUGCGAGUGUGAUGAGAGGAACUGCCACGCGACGUACGACCGAUACACUGAUGACUUCUGCUCAGGUCAUGGCCAGUGCAACUGUGGCAGGUGUGACUGCAAGGACGGAUGGGCCGGGAAGAAGUGUGAGCACCCCCUGUCCUGCUCCCUGUCUUUGGAAAGCAGUCUGAAGAAGUGCAGAGGAACAUCCAACCUGCCCUGCUUCGGACGAGGUCAGUGCCAAUGUGGACAGUGUACAUGCCACCCACUUGGGGACAGUCGCGUUCAUGGCAAAAACUGUGAGUGCGAUGACCGUCAGUGCGAAGACAUCAGCGGAGAAGUCUGUGGAGGUCACGGUUACUGCUCGUGUGGACGGUGCAUCUGCAAGGAGGGCUGGUUCGGGAAGCUGUGCCAGUUCCCCAGGUCUUGUGACAUGAGCGACGCCCAGAGCAAGGAGCUCUGUGAGACCGCCGAUGGGAUCAUGUGCAGUGGAAAAGGUUCCUGUCACUGCGGCCAGUGUAUCUGCUCCCCCCAAGAUUGGUGGGUGUCUGGAGAGUACUGCGAGUGCGACGACCGGGAGUGUGACAAACACGACGGCCUCAUCUGCACAGGGAAUGGGUUGUGCAAUUGUGGCAACUGUGAGUGCUGGGACGGCUGGACAGGGAACGCUUGCGAAAUCUGGGUGGGAGAGGAGUACUGAAGAGGACAGGACAAUGAGGUUAGAGACUGGAGGCCUGCGAGCCCCAGAGGGAUCAGGAGCACCGCGGCAAGUCCCAACCAAGCUGGUUUAAACACCCCAGACCGGAAAACCACGGGGAAGAGGGAGAGGAGUGAACAUGGACAAGAUUCUGCAUAUAGUUAACAGCAUUCUUUUCUUUUUUUAUUAUUAUUAUUGUGCUGGUUACAAAUAAUCAUGAUUGAAACUGGGUUCUGAAAUAAAAAAGAAAACCUAAGUUUAAAA
Mugil cephalus (flathead mullet) is the source of this 2087-nucleotide messenger RNA. It is a transcript of the gene itgbl1, whose product is annotated as integrin, beta-like 1. The coding region runs from base 366 to 1826 and encodes 486 amino acids. Gene Ontology annotation, molecular function: integrin binding. Gene Ontology annotation, biological process: integrin-mediated signaling pathway; cell adhesion mediated by integrin; cell migration. The record is from RefSeq and is a predicted model, not a curated record. The transcript is spliced from 11 exons. NCBI's taxonomy places the organism in Eukaryota, Metazoa, Chordata, Actinopteri, Mugiliformes, Mugilidae. Gene Ontology annotation, cellular component: focal adhesion; cell surface; integrin complex.